Molecule: messenger RNA, 687 nt
Organism: Aspergillus chevalieri
Lineage: Eukaryota; Fungi; Ascomycota; Eurotiomycetes; Eurotiales; Aspergillaceae
Exons: 2
Coding region: 1-687 (228 amino acids)
Biological process (GO): secondary metabolite biosynthetic process
Cellular component (GO): cytoplasm; nucleus
Source: RefSeq, a predicted model, not a curated record
AUGCCUCUCAUUGCCUGUUUCCACGGCGGCGGAUCCAACGGCGAGAUCUACCGCCAACAAUGUGCCCAACUCGAGCGGCUUCUCGAGCCCGAAUUCCGCCUUGUAUUUUUCGACGCCCCCUUUGAGCGCUCUCCGGGUCCCGGCGUCCUCCCCGCUUUCCGCGACUAUGGCCCCUUCCGAUCAUGGUUUACGCAGGACGAUACGGGAACCGAAGUAUCCGACGGCAGCGGCUAUGACCGAAUCGGGCGGGAUGGGGUCGAACGGGUGCUGGAUCUGAUGGAGCGACAGGGAGGCGCAGAGGACUGGGUCGGAGCAAUGGGGUUCAGUCAGGGAACGCGAGUUGUCGGCGGAUUGCUCCGCGACCAACAGCGGCGAGAAAUUCUGGGCGAAACAGGCAGGAUCCGAUUAGCAUUUGGAGUGUUUUGCAUGGGAGGGGGUGCACCGAUGGAGGCAGAGAGUGGUCAUCGCACCAACGCGUCGGAUCCGUUCGAUUCCAUUACCCUGCCCACGCUACAUGUUCAUGGGCUGCGCGAUCCGUUUUUGCACCUGGGUGUUCAGCAGACCGAAACAUAUUUCAACCCGCAGAGCCGGACGGUGCUCGAGGUGGACUAUCACCAUGCCAUGCCGUGGGUUCGGAGCGAAGUGCAGCAGUUGGCGAGCAUGAUUCGGUCGUUGUACUGCCCAUAA